Hyalella azteca is the source of this 1564-nucleotide messenger RNA. It is a transcript of the gene MED22, whose product is annotated as mediator of RNA polymerase II transcription subunit 22. Gene Ontology annotation, molecular function: transcription coregulator activity. Gene Ontology annotation, cellular component: mediator complex. Bases 112 to 543 code for a protein of 143 amino acids. Gene Ontology annotation, biological process: regulation of transcription by RNA polymerase II. The record is from RefSeq and is a predicted model, not a curated record. NCBI's taxonomy places the organism in Eukaryota, Metazoa, Arthropoda, Malacostraca, Amphipoda, Hyalellidae. The transcript is spliced from 4 exons.
UGCAUAAACAUGAAAUGAGAGGGAGCAGAAACAUUGAAUACCUCCCACCUCCAUAGCUUGUGGAACACUGCUAUCACUCAGCCUAUCAGAUUUGCCCAAAAUCAUUACAUCAUGUCUGGUAGCAAGCAAACACAGAGUAAGGAGGCCUUGCUAAAAUCUUACAACAAACGACUCAAAGAUGAUGUGAAAAGUAUCCUGGAUAACUUUCUGGAAAUUGUCAAGCUCGGCCAAGUUGAAGAUGAGACACAAGUUGACAGGAUCACGCACUUGGAAGAGGUUCACUUCCAGAUGAGUGUUCGGUCCCACAAUAUGGUCAGAGCUGCAGAGUCCUUAUUAAAGCUUGUAUCAGAUGUUAAACAGUAUCUCAUUCUCAAUGAUUUUCCAUCCGUCAAUGAAGCAAUAACUCUUAAUUCUCAGAUGGCACGCAACCGCUGUCAGCAGGUGGACCAGAAGCUCAUUGCGCUCAGGGACGACAUAGCUGCUGACCUCUAUGAGCUGGAAGAAGACUAUUAUUCCUCCAUCUUUAAGGAUAGCGCCAAGUAGUUUUCAAGUAAUACUUAUUGACCAAGUACCUGAAUUAGGAUAAACGAUAAUUUAGUACUUAGCAAUAUAAUUACCACUUUCGAAGUAGGAAUAAGGUCGAGCAAAAAUUUUCAGGGAGUUUACAAUUAGUUCUAAACGACGGUGCAUCUGAUAGGAAUGAGUUUAUGCUCAACACUGAAUGCGAACAGAACAUUGAGGAAUCCGUUUGGAAAUUAUGUUACGUUUUACUGUCAUAUAAUUGUAUUUACAUCUUGACUCAUUCACAUCUCGACAAUUAACGCAAGUGACCACUUAUCUAUAUGCACUACCCUCAAAACGAAACGCUGCACCCGCAUUUUCAUUUAAGGAAGAAAACUUAUGAAUUAAGUUGGCACUAACUUGAGCUUCAGGUUACAAUUCAGAUUUAAAACAGGAGCAAUUGACAAGAUAGUAACUUCCCUCCAUACAAACGUUACCUGACUUACAACUACAAUGAAAAGAUAGACAUUUUGGGGUCUUCAAUGAGGAGACUGAGGUGAGGGACGUAUAUAUCCUUACUUAUUGACGUAUACCUCCAGUCGCACGCACUACCAUCACGUAGGGCUUUGGGAGAAAUUCAAAAUGAAGUUCGAUAUGAUUCGAUGGCACAUGUGUAUGUAGAUAAUUAACGGGUCACCCAGGAUUUUGACAGAUACAGUUUUCGAGAAAUUGCCUCGCAGACGCAUCUCUCAAAACUUCACAAUUUAAAAUGCUAUAAUUGUCAAGUACCACAAAAAAAAAAACACUUUAAAUAGGUACAAGUAAAAACUUUUUGUGUUCCCACAUAGGUAACGUUGUCGCGUCAAGUUUGAUUAUAACUCAUGUUGAAACUUUAUAAUUAGUUAACAGAAAAUACCGAUUACGACACAACAAAGAGAUGUAUAUAAUGGCUCAUCAUAAUCUAACAAUGUAGUAAACAACCCCACCAUUUAUAAGUAAGAGACAUUUAUUCAGCACAAACGUCCUAUAUUUGCUGAGUAGUAAAUAUGAAUAAAACUAAAAA